GCAGGGGAAAAACAAAUGCUAAAUCAAUGAAAAAUAUCUGCAGUAUAGGUCAUAGCCACCCAAUAUAUACUCAUUCUCUAUACUCCCUUCAAACCCUCUAGCUCCUCGUUCUCCUCCCAUCUCCAUUUCCUCUUUCGACUUCCAAGGCGAGGUUGAACGCAGGAGUUUAUUUAGCAAUGGCGGAUAACCAGCACCCAACUGUUUUUCAGAAGGUAGCUAACCAGAUGCAUCUGAGCUCCAGUCUUUCCCAGGAUGUCCAUGCUCGCUAUGGGGGCAUUCAAAGGCCUGCUCUCUAUCAGAGGCGUUUUGCAUAUGGCAAUUACUCUAAUGCAGGACUGCAAACCUGCCAAGCCACACAGGAUCUCUCGUUGAUUGCUGCAAACGCUUCACCAGUGUUUGUGCAAGCUCCCCAAGAAAAAGGACUUGCAGCUUUUGCCACUGACUUCCUUAUGGGUGGUGUUUCUGCUGCUGUGUCAAAGACUGCUGCUGCCCCUAUUGAGCGUGUGAAACUUUUGAUCCAAAACCAAGAUGAGAUGAUUAAGGCUGGUAGACUGUCAGAACCAUACAAGGGAAUUGGAGAAUGUUUCGGGAGGACAAUUAAAGAGGAAGGAUUUGGUUCUUUGUGGAGAGGAAACACUGCCAAUGUCAUCCGUUACUUUCCUACUCAGGCCUUGAACUUUGCAUUUAAGGACUACUUCAAGAGGCUCUUCAACUUCAAGAAGGACCGUGAUGGCUACUGGAAGUGGUUUGCAGGCAACCUUGCAUCUGGUGGUGCUGCUGGUGCUUCUUCUUUGCUCUUUGUUUACUCCCUUGACUAUGCUCGUACUCGUCUUGCAAAUGAUGCCAAGGCUGCAAAGAAGGGAGGUGGGAGACAGUUUAAUGGUUUGGUCGAUGUCUACAAGAAGACUCUUGCAUCUGAUGGAAUUGCUGGAUUGUACCGUGGGUUCAACAUUUCAUGUGUUGGUAUCAUUGUGUACCGUGGUUUGUACUUCGGAAUGUAUGACUCCUUGAAGCCAGUGCUCUUGACUGGAAGCAUGCAGGAUAGUUUCUUUGCUAGCUUUGCUCUUGGGUGGCUUAUUACCAAUGGUGCUGGUCUUGCAUCCUACCCUAUUGACACUGUUAGAAGAAGAAUGAUGAUGACAUCUGGUGAGGCUGUGAAGUACAAGAGCUCAUUCGACGCCUUCUCCCAGAUCCUUAAGAAUGAGGGUGCCAAAUCUCUGUUCAAGGGUGCUGGUGCUAACAUCCUCCGUGCCGUUGCGGGUGCUGGUGUGUUGGCAGGUUAUGACAAGCUUCAGGUCAUUGUUUUUGGAAAGAAAUAUGGUUCUGGUGGUGCCUAAGUCCGACUUAACUACUUGUUUUUUUAGAAUUAGAAUAUGGUGAUGAAAAUCCUUUAAAUUCGAAGAACCAUUUUGGGGCAGAUAUUUUACGUUUUUCCCCGUCCCUUUUGAAUAAUUCAAAACUUAGAGCGGGUUAGAACUUUAAACCCUCAAUUAAUUAUUCCCUUGUUGAAGGGGUGGUUUUGUUACGCAGACCUUUAUCACAGCAGAGUUUACAAAUUCUCAUAAUCGAUUUUGAUUGAAUUAAAUUCAGUUCAGUUU
Molecule: messenger RNA, 1598 nt
Organism: Nicotiana tabacum (common tobacco)
Lineage: Eukaryota; Viridiplantae; Streptophyta; Magnoliopsida; Solanales; Solanaceae
Source: RefSeq, a predicted model, not a curated record